Messenger RNA from Vollenhovia emeryi, 1461 nucleotides. RefSeq names its product RNA-binding protein 48. The transcript is spliced from 5 exons. NCBI's taxonomy places the organism in Eukaryota, Metazoa, Arthropoda, Insecta, Hymenoptera, Formicidae. Bases 366 to 1448 code for a protein of 360 amino acids. Gene Ontology annotation, cellular component: nucleoplasm. Gene Ontology annotation, molecular function: nucleic acid binding. The record is from RefSeq and is a predicted model, not a curated record.
GUUCGUGUCGGUACGACAGGUAUCCUAACCCCAAAAUCGUCACUUUUCAACACGUUAUAACUUUUUUUCUGUGGCAGAGCGACGAUUUUUACUUUUACAGUUGUGUUUUACGCAUCGAAAUACACAAUAUUGCUAAGUUACAGUCAGAUCGGUGAGGUUGCCCCUCUCCUUCAGUAUUACCUUAAUGUUUUCUUUAACCUAAAAAAAUACUCAAUUUUACGGAAAUAAAUUAUCGUUACGUGUAUGUUUCUCUAGUCAGUAUUAUUUAAUAUUGAUAAUAAUUAUUAAUAUUCUCGUUUUCUUUUACCCUUGCUCGUCGCUUUCGUUAUUGAAGAAAGGGAAGACGAAGGGCCGCUGCUGGUAUCAUGACGGAGGAGAAGUACGCAGUGAUGCACAUGCCGCAUCAUGAACAACAGAAAUUGUGUCAAACUAGAGCACUUUACAGGCAAGGAAAGAGAUUGACAGCAGUCAAGGUUUACACAAUUAAUGAUGAGUCACAGCAUUUGCUAAUAUGUGGAGUGCCACAGCUGCAGCUGGCGGAGGAAGUGAGAAAACUCCUUUGCUCCUACGGAGACGUAAAUACGAUUCAGUUGGUGACUGAAUAUCCCUCCGAGGAGUUUACAGUAGCGUAUCAUGUGCAUUACGCGCGUAUUCAAAGCGCGAGAAUAGCGAAGCGCUCGAUUGACAAUAAGAACUUUUUCGGCGGAAUUUUGCACGUCUGUUAUGCCCCCGAGUUGGAAACGCUCGAGGAGACGAGAACGAAACUUUGGCAACGUCGUAAGGACGUGGCGACGCAGAUAAAAAGAGUUCAACAGGAGUUGGUGAACCCAGAAGUGGAUAAAUUUAUUCCGAGAGAACAAUAUCAUAGAAAAAAGAGGACUCCUGCUUUACCCCUCACCGAGGAACGAAUCAGGCAUUGUUAUCCCGGAGAAACGUUGUCUUCUAUUUGCAAUGGAAUACCUCAGAACAUAGAUCCACGACCCGUGUCAGAGCCUCGUUUACCAAAUAAUUGGCAGAGGGAUCCUAGCAGCAGCACCGUAUCCAGUUUGGAAUCGUAUCCUGCGGCGCCGUAUCGCUCGACCGAGGCGGUGAUACAGGCGGGGACUCAGCGGGCGAAUAAAAAUCCAGAUUUGAACGCGCGGAAACGAAAAAAUUACAGGGGACACGGUACCACGGUAUACAACAAAGUUGUUCGGCCGCGAUUGAUAGACACCAGGAAUAUCGCGAGAUUAAAUUCUGCCGAAAAAACGAAUGUAUUUUCUAAUGUAAAGAAAGUAGAGAGCAGAAUCACAAUCAAGCUACUGGAAAGAUCUGACAGCGAGAGAAAGAAAAUAGUUAUAAAAAACCCAAAUGUAAGAUCCUUGGUACAAUCCAGCAAAGACCUACAAUCGUCGAUUCAGGCAGCGAAAGCUCAGAUUCGCACGGUAAUGCAGAAACACGAUACUUAAAUAAAUACCAAAA